AUGGAGUUGCAGACAGAGUGCACGGAUCCCAUAUCGACCCCUCCGUGCGACCCCCAGCCCACCGGGAAGAUCAACAAAGCUGCCUUCAAGCUCUUCGGAAAGCGACGGCCCGGCUCCGGAAUGGCUAGCUUCUUCUCCUUCCGGAACAAAGGGGCUACGCAAAGCAGGACCAAUGGGCAUUCUGACACUGGCAAUUCUGUGAAUGGGAAUAGUUCAAUGUCAUCAGUCGAGCUGGUGAGAAGCAAAACCCACGAUGGACUCAUGGGGUCCAGCAACGACGCUGAUGGACAGAGAGGUGAGGUACUGUCAGCUCUGGAGACGGGAACAGUGAGGUCUCUCAGUAAAUCGUUAAGUUUCUUCUCUUUUUUGCGACGCGGGAGUCUUAGGUCAAAUGAAAACGGUGCUGGACUUGUGCGAAGAGGGAGGGGAUUGAAGGGCUUUUUCAGUAGCAUCCGCUGGCGACGUAAGGAUAAAACGAUCGAGGGAGAUGGGGUCGAACCGGAACACCGGAAGGAGAAAGAUGUGGAUGUUGCAGAGGACGUCACCCUCACUCUUGAACCAACACCACAUUAUCUCCAGGAGGAUUCUGGGAAGACCGAUGCAGAAUGUAAUCUUCAAGCUGCUGAGGCUCACACUACAAGUGUUUCUUUGACACCCUCACACUGUGUGGCCAUGCCAGGCCCAUCUGGUGAGCCAGAUUCACCCUCUCCCUUCACACCCAAUGACUCCCCUUUGCACCCUGCCACCAGCAAAGCCAAAACCUCAGUGUCCAGCCUCACCACUCCUCCUCUGGAGUACUGUAGCACAGGCGACCCGCCCUCGGAACCCUCGGUGGACCGCCUUUGCUCCCUUCUCUUCAACGAUGUCACAUCCCUCAAGAGCUUUGAUUCACUCACUGGCUGCGGGGACAUUAUUGCUGACGCAGAUGAGGAGACGGCGGGAAAUGGGGGCAGCGCUACUAGUAGCAGCAGCAGUGGUGGCGGCGGUGGGGGAAUGGGGAAUGUAGUGGGAUCAGGUGUCGGCAGGCCGCUUGCCGUCACCUGCGCCGCAACUCGUGCCUCCCCAUCGAAAGUCCCGCUAUCUUCCAAGUUGGCACAACCCUUAUUCACCGCAUCUUCUGGCACGGCUUCACUUCCUGCCCAUGCCCGAGUGCCCUCCAGCCCUCAACCACCGGCAGCGGGUAGCGGAGUGGUCGCCUAUAUGGGUGGCGGAGAGGAAAUGGCCAGUCCAGAGGGAGUAGACGAUGCUGACAUGCAGGGACUUUGGCAUAUGCUACCUUCAACCAGAGAUAACUCUCCCGCUUUACCCCGAUCACGUCAACCCUCUUGCACCACUCCCACCUCCAGCUACCCGCUUCGCACCCUCAACUCCAGCUGUCACCAACCUUCAACCAAUGCAUGUUCGGAUCUUAAGAUGCAGCAGGUGAAAUCUUUGGGCCUCAGUAAAAUUCCAGUCGUUGGCAGCGCGGGAAAUCGAGCUACCAAAACUCCCUUAACUCAGGGUCGUUAUCCAGCAUCACCAGGAGAUAAAGAACCGCUCAGUGACGAAGGCUAUUGGGAUACACCAUCUGCGACACCCACAGCAACACCUGAGGAAAGUGGGCUUCGGCAUAAACACAAUAUGUCACGUGAUAGUUGCUCUGGAGACCACCUGUAUGAUCUAUACGAUGAGGACCAAAACAGUUCUUCUUCCUUGUCGACCGAAUACAAACUCAGCCCUCCUUCUUCCUCCUCCUCCUCUUCAUUCCGGUCAAUGAAAGGUAGCGCCAGUCUUCCCCGGGAAUCCAAGAUCCCAGUAAGCACCAAACAAACGACACCGCCUCAAUCUGCGAGCCAGUCAGCACUCUCAUCCGUCCUGGAGGCUGAAUCGUUGCCACCAAAGACCCAAGCUCCUCCUCCGGCUCGCACCAGAAUCCCUGUAUCCAAGGUACCCGUGCGUCGCUCAGGAACCAAACCAGGCCCCACAACCAGAGCUUCCAAGAAGUAG
Messenger RNA from Nerophis lumbriciformis (worm pipefish), 1986 nucleotides. NCBI's taxonomy places the organism in Eukaryota, Metazoa, Chordata, Actinopteri, Syngnathiformes, Syngnathidae. The record is from RefSeq and is a predicted model, not a curated record.